CAAACAUAAAAACCAAUUUGCUAAAAUCCCACUUUAAACAAACUCAUAAAGCCCCAUCAAAAUUAAUCAGUUCUUGAAUUCAUAUUUUCCAACCAAGAUUUCUUUUUCCAUGUUCAUUAAAAAACAGCCCACAAACCAAAACUUCAAAAACUUUCAACUUUUUAUUGAUCACAAAUUGCCCAAAAAAACAGAGGACAAAAACAGAGGAAGAAAACCCUGAAACAGGGCAAAGUUUCCUCUGUAUAAAACAUGCUGAAUAUAUUCAAUAAAAGUCUCCGGCGACUCUGUAACAAGUUCCGGUGGCCGGUGCGCCGCCGUGCAAAGUCAAAAGUGAUCAUAAAAAGAUUUGGGAAAACAAAUUCAAGAGGUCAAGAUUCACUAAACACAAAUGGGUCAGCUACAAUUCAUCCAAAUAACCAUUUGGGUCAUUCCAAGCCCGAAAACCCAAUUCGGAUUGCAACGUUUAAUGCUGCUUUAUUCUCCAUGGCACCUGCAGUUCCUGAGCAGACUGAAAAAGGGUCAAAGUUUGACUAUGGUGAAGAAACUGAUUAUAAUGAUCAAGAGGUAAAAAAGUCUGUUUCCUCUGUUUCUUAUAGUAGCCCAAGAUCAAAAUCAAUGGUGGAUAGGCCAAAAAGUAUAUUGAAACAAUCACCAUUGCAUUCAAGUUCAAUAAGUAGUAGUUCAGAAACAUUAACAAAACAACAGAAAUUUGCUAAAUCAAAGCUUCGGGUUUCGAUAAAUUUACCCGAUAACGAGAUCUCUUUGAAACGAAGUGGGCAGUUGAGCUUUGUUAUAGACGAAACCGAAACCGAAACCGACCCGAGUUCAAAAAGUAAGGGAAUAAGUAAGAUUUUGAAAGGAAAAGGUGUUUUAAGAUCACAAAGUAGUUUUUCUUCAUCUAGAGGGAAUUAUAGGUCAACAAAGACUGUUCUUGAGGUAUUAAAAGAAUUGGAUGCUGAUAUUUUGGCUUUACAAGAUGUUAAAGCUGAAGAAGAGAAAGAAAUGAAGCCUUUAUCUGAUUUGGCUGCUGGUUUGGGUAUGCAUUAUGUUUUUGCUGAGAGUUGGGCACCCGAAUAUGGUAAUGCGGUCUUGUCUAAAUGGCCGAUUAAACGAUCAAAGGUUCAGAAGAUUUUUGACGAUUCUGAUUUCAGGAAUGUUUUGAAGGCAACAAUUGACGUUCCUCUAACAGGAGAGGUUGAUUUCCAUUGUACUCUUCUUGAUCAUCUUGAUGAGAAUUGGCGUAUGAAGCAACUAAAUGCAAUAAUCGAAUCUAACGAGAGACCACAUAUCCUAGCCGGAGGCAUCAACUCCCUUGAUGAAACAGAUUACUCACCUGAAAGAUGGACAGACAUUGUUAAGUACUAUGAAGAAAUGGGAAAGCCGACACCAAAAGUUGAAGUGAUGAAGCACCUAAAGAACAAACAGUACACUGAUGCUAAGGAAUUUGCAGGCGAAUGUGAAUCCGUGGUCAUUAUAGCUAAAGGACAAAAUGUGCAAGGUACGUGCAAGUAUGGUACAAGAGUAGAUUACAUAUUGGCGUCCCCGGACUCUCCUUACAAGUUUGUUCCCGGUUCAUAUAUGGUUUAUUCAUCAAAAGGUACUUCUGACCAUCAUAUAGUCAAAGUUGAUGUAACGAAGGUAGAGGUAUCUGGCCAACAACAGUAUGUUAGGAAGCAUCGACAUCCUAAACAAAAGGUUGUGAAAAUAACAAAUUCUAAUUCAUCCAAAGGGGUAUGGAAAAUGCAAACAUUAGAUAGAUAGUAGUAACACAGAUAAUGAAAUUUUUCUAUAUAUGUAUACGUAUACUGUUUUUAUUCGGUCUUUUUGGUUGGAAUGUGGUUUGUGUUUGUUUAGGAAAGAGGAAGAAGAGUAUCUUACCCAUGUAAAGUUUUAUGAAAUCUGUGUAGUUUAUUGUAUGUAUAUGUAUGUCUUAUGUUUUUUAUUUCUUGAAUUUUUUGUAUAUUAAAGGGAACAUAGACGCUUCUUUAA
Erigeron canadensis is the source of this 1989-nucleotide messenger RNA. RefSeq lists its product as uncharacterized. Lineage: Eukaryota; Viridiplantae; Streptophyta; Magnoliopsida; Asterales; Asteraceae. Bases 250 to 1761 code for a protein of 503 amino acids. The record is from RefSeq and is a predicted model, not a curated record. Gene Ontology annotation, cellular component: endoplasmic reticulum. The transcript is spliced from 4 exons. Gene Ontology annotation, molecular function: catalytic activity. Gene Ontology annotation, biological process: GPI anchor biosynthetic process.